AUGCAGUUACGCAUUUACAUCCUAGCCUAUCUCCUAUUAAAGGGGCUGGCUCGAGCCGAAGAAGUCGAGGUUGUAGAAGCGAUUCCGGGGGAAGAUAAUCGGAACGAGAAUUCAGCAUUGAAUCAUCAAGAUAACGAAUUAAUUAAUUCCGAUCAAUUAGCUUUGGAUUCCAUAGCGGAUAAGGAUGCGGGAGGAAACCAUUAUAAAUCGGGUGGCCUCCGAGGUCAUCCUUUAUUACCACCGGGUCGAGGUGCAUUGAGUUUACCGCGUCCGCAUCAUAAUGUCGCUUAUCAUGGCCCACCGCCGCCAUUGCCGCCUUCUAAAGCGCAAUCGGAAGCUAUGGAUAAGAUCUAUACCACGGGCGGUGGAGUUAGUACCGCGAUUGGCGUCGAACCUUGGCCAGCGCCAACGCCUGAUAUGCCGAAGAUCGUGUCGCUGGACGUGAAAUGUGAAAAAAGUCUGAUGAAGGUCUAUCUGGGUUUUGAUAAGCCAUUCUAUGGCAUAGUCUUUAGUAAAGGCCACUACAGCAAUAUUAAUUGUGUACACCUGCCUGCGGGACUUGGUCACACGUCCGUCAACUUCGACAUCAGCAUACAUGCGUGUGGUACGGCCGGCAAUACGGAAAAUGGAUUAUAUGGUUACGGCGCCGAAUCUGGAUCCGGGACGUUUUUCGAAAACAUCAUAGUGGUGCAAUAUGAUCCUCAAGUGCAAGAAGUUUGGGAUCAGGCGCGUAAACUGCGCUGCACUUGGCACGAUCUGUAUGAGAAAUCGGUCACCUUCCGUCCAUUUCCUGUGGAUAUGCUGGAUGUAGUUCGCGCGGAUUUCGCUGGUGAUAAUGUCGGAUGCUGGAUGCAGAUACAAGUUGGCAAGGGACCAUGGGCUUCUGAGGUUUCGGGACUUGUCAAGAUCGGUCAGACUAUGACGAUGGUACUCGCGAUUAAGGAUGACGAUUCUAAGUUCGAUAUGCUCGUGAGAAAUUGCAUGGCUCACGAUGGCAAACGCGCGCCAAUACAACUAGUGGAUCAGCGAGGCUGUAUCACACGACCUAAAUUGAUGUCUAGAUUCACAAAAAUCAAGAAUUUCGGCGCUUCGGCGUCAGUGCUGUCGUACGCUCAUUUCCAGGCAUUCAAGUUUCCAGACUCCAUGGAAGUUCACUUUCAGUGUACCAUACAGAUAUGCCGAUAUCAAUGCCCGGAACAGUGUUCGGAAUCGUCAUCGCUUUUGGAGAGUCAGGGUCUUCUAGAGAAUCACCAUCAUCAUUCUCCGACGAAUGAACAUCCUGACGUCGGAUACGGUCUUCCGCCUCCGAUUCCGCUGCCGUUAGAGGCCUAUUUACAGGCAGCGGCUGGACGGCCCCGAGAUGAAAGGAGAAGAAAAUCCCGAGAAAUAGUGCACAAUCCGCAAAAGGCCGUUGGUGUGAAUCGAAUUAUUCGAGUUGUCUCGACCGGUGACCUUACCUUUUCCAUCGAUGAGAACAACAACAGCGAACUGAAUGGACCAACGAUGGUGUUCCCGCAACGUCAUGAAAACACAUCCAGCUCGACCAUGAUCUGCAUGACCACUCCUGGAUUUGCGAUUACUCUCAUCGUGCUACUCGCCGUUCUACUUUCCUCGUGUGUGUUGUCCGCUUAUCUCUUUAUGCGUCUCAGGCCCUUCUCGGCGAGGACCAGGAAAUCCACGACGUUUUCUAAUGUUGAACAGAAUGGCGCGACGAAGAAAUCUUCGAGAACAUGCUUCUACUCAUAG
Molecule: messenger RNA, 1746 nt
Organism: Atta colombica
Lineage: Eukaryota; Metazoa; Arthropoda; Insecta; Hymenoptera; Formicidae
Gene: dy
Exons: 2
Coding region: 1-1746 (581 amino acids)
Source: RefSeq, a predicted model, not a curated record